AUGGAAGCGAACAGAGGCACCAAGCGCAAGGCGCCACCACUAUCAGCGGCAGCAGGCCCGGCAGCACACGAGACGCUGGCCAAGGCGCGGUCGGUCGACGUCACCGGGUUCGUCGAGGCGCGCGCGUUCGAGAUCAACGCGCUGCAGCGGUCGCUGGACGGCGCGCGCACAGCCGGCAACGCGCGCGCAUUCCAGACGCUGGCGCGGCAUCUGCGGCGCAGGGCAGCCAGCCACAACGUCAAGCGCGUGCCGGCGCGGCUGCGGGCGCGGGCAGAGGAGGAGAUGCGCAAGUCGGCGGCCGGCAACGACUCGGCAAAGCCGCCCAAGCCCAAGCCCGCCACAGCGCACAGCCGCUACAAGCGCCGGCGCACGCGCGCCGUUCGCGACGAGUACGCGCUGCGGCAGACCGGCGCGCGGUGGCUCGAGACGCACGUGUGGCACGCCAAGCGCAUGCGCAUGGAGCGCGCGUGGGGCACAGUGGUGGCGGCGACGCCGAACGAGCGCAGCCACCGCGCCGCGUACCGCGCAGCCAAGGAGCGGUGCUACGCGCACGACGCGUCACGCCAUUCUGCAGGCGCUGGCGCCGCUGGUUGCGCCCGGCGCGCUGACCCCGGCCGCCCGCGCUACGCCGACGGCGCGCGCCUGGCGCCGCUGGCCCUGCACCGCGCCCACAUGUUCCCGCGCGCCGCGCUCGGCCCGGCGUCGGCGCUGUGGAUGCCGGCCGGCGCCGCCGCGCCGCGCACGCUGUGGCUGCGCACGCACCCGGCCAUUGCCGACGCCGUGCGCGCCGAGCUGGGCGCCGCAGCCGGGCUGGCCGUGGCCGACGUCACGUGCGACCUCGUGUCGUUCGAGCUGCUGGGGGCCGCCAGCACGCGGCUGCUGGCCGCCGUGCUGGCGCACGCGCACACGCCGAGCGCCGGGGCGGCGGCGCUGCGGGCGGCGCGCUGCGUGCCCGCGCCCGACGCGCUGCCCGAGGGCGCGGUUCUCGCGCUGCGCAUCCACGACCCGCGGCUGGGCUUCCCGCCGCGGCCCGAUCCGACGGGCGGCGCAGGCCACGCCGGGUCGGACCACGGCGCGCCGGACGACGAGGUGCUGCGCGCGUGGCCCGGCGCGGGCGCGUCGCAGCUGCCAGGCGGCGACGGCGGCGUCUUUGACCGCGCGCGGUGCGCGGCCGAUGUGGCGCGGCGGCAGUCGGAGCAUGCGCUCAACCAGCGGCGGCGCGCGCAGCUGGUGCCGGGCACGCGGCUGGCGCCGGGCGCCGACGACGUCAGCGUGCCGCUGCUGCUGAUCCGCACGGGCCCCGAGGCCGCGCUCGGGUCGCGCGUCGGCGCCUUCGACGCGCGCUUUGUCGGCGCCAUGGCGCACGGGUGGACGCUGGUGGCGCCGCGCGGCUGGGGAAUGGCGCUGUGGAUGCCGCUGAUCUUUGCCGGCGCGCGCGCCCAGGGCCAGUGCGAGCGCCUGCACGUGAGCCUCGAGGCCGGGCUGCCCGCCUUCCCGCGCGACUGGCCGGGCACGGCCGCGUACGACGCGGCCGCCGCUGCCGCCGGCGCCGACGCGCUGCUGCGCUGGCAGCGCCGCCCACCCGGGAAGCGCGCCAACUACGCGCACGCCGGCAUCGAGUCGCCGUUCUUCGCGCCGCUCCACCGCCUGCUGGGCAUGCCGGCCGCGCCCGCCGGGUACCCGCAGCCGGGCCCGGCGGGGCUGGAGUGCCGCAUGCGGCGGCUGAAGAAGACGAAGCCAAAGCCCGCGGCGGCCGACCCUGGCCGGGCGGCUGGUCCUGGCCAGGCUGCCGAGCUUGACCAGCCCGCCGAGCUUGCCCGGCCCGCCGACUCCGCCGACAUCUGGCUGGUCACCGGCGAGCGGCUGGCGGCUGCCUGGGCCGCGCCGCUUCUCGCCGCCGUCCGCGCCGAUGGCGCCGAUCAGCCCGAUGGCGCCGACGCUCUGCUCCAGCGCUGCCUUGUGCGCGUCCGCCUCGUGUGCACGGCGCGCGGCGUGCCCGCCAACAACGCGCCCGUGUGCCUCCCGGCCUCGGCCGCCGACCCCAUCGGGUAUGUCAUCGCCGGCUCGUUCUCGCUGGCUCGCGGCUGCGGCAUGGCGCUCGCCGCCUGCUCACUACGCGGCCUGUUCGCCCUCUGCCGCGACUCGCCGCCACAAGCCCAUCGGACCGUUUCCAUCCGCGCCAUGGACGGGGGCCCCGCCUGCGAGGCUGCGCUAACCGUCCUCCCGCCCAACGAGAAGGAAAAUAGCUCCUGCGGCAGCCCCGCUAUGCGUGUGCUUGCGAGCCAGGCCAACGAUGACGGGCAGGCAGGCAUGAAUGCAGCAGCGCCAUGGUUUUAUAGCCGCCUAUAG
This is a messenger RNA of Kickxella alabastrina, 2349 nucleotides long. RefSeq names its product ribonucleases P/MRP protein subunit POP1-domain-containing protein. Gene Ontology annotation, biological process: tRNA 5'-leader removal. Bases 1 to 2349 code for a protein of 782 amino acids. Gene Ontology annotation, cellular component: ribonuclease MRP complex; nucleolar ribonuclease P complex. The transcript is spliced from 5 exons. Lineage: Eukaryota; Fungi; Kickxellomycota; Kickxellomycetes; Kickxellales; Kickxellaceae. The record is from RefSeq and is a predicted model, not a curated record.